Messenger RNA from Asterias rubens (European starfish), 1702 nucleotides. RefSeq names its product serine/threonine-protein kinase STK11-like. Gene Ontology annotation, cellular component: cytoplasm. The coding region runs from base 103 to 1413 and encodes 436 amino acids. Lineage: Eukaryota; Metazoa; Echinodermata; Asteroidea; Forcipulatida; Asteriidae. Gene Ontology annotation, molecular function: protein kinase activator activity; ATP binding; protein serine/threonine kinase activity. The record is from RefSeq and is a predicted model, not a curated record. The transcript has 9 exons. Gene Ontology annotation, biological process: glucose homeostasis; intracellular signal transduction; regulation of cell growth.
CAGAACGGUCGUGCCAGUAACGUGCUUUGAGUUGUCAUCGACAGUGUAGGCAAAUGCAGCUCUUUUUCACCGUUAAGCUGCCGAAAACCUCUUGGACUUACGAUGGUAGAUCCAGCGGUAUUAGAUAGUUAUCCUGAUCUGGACGCUCCGGAGCGUAUUCCCCGACAUUGGUCGCAAGAUGUCGACCAAAUGGAUUUCUUGUUGCACGACGAAGAUGCGCACCCGUUCAUUAUACACCGAGUGGAUUCGGCGGACAUAAUUUAUCAACCACGCAAGAAAAAAGCCAAGAUGGUGGGGAAAUAUCUCUUUGGAGACGUGCUUGGUGAGGGUUCGUACGGGAAAGUUAAAGAGGUGUUAGACUCGGAGACUCUUUGUAGGAGAGCUGUGAAAAUAUUGAAGAAAAAGAAGCUCCGAAGGAUCCCGAACGGGGAGCAGAAUGUGCGAAGAGAGAUACAGCUACUUAAGAGAUUAAAACAUAAAAACGUCAUCGAGCUUGUUGAUGUGCUUCACAGUGAAGAAAAGCAGAAGAUGUAUAUAGUGAUGGAGUAUUGCGUUGGAGGUUUACAGGAGAUGCUGGAGAGUAUUCCAGAGAGACGAUUCCCGCUCUGGCAAUCUCACGGGUAUUUUGUACAGCUUGCCAAUGGCUUGGAGUACAUUCACAGUCAAGGGAUCAUCCACAAAGACAUCAAACCUAGCAAUCUACUACUCACUACUUCAGGAAUUCUCAAAAUAUCAGAUCUCGGAGUAGCAGAGUUACUUGACCUUUACACCAAGGAUGACACGUGUCGGACAAGUCAAGGCUCACCGGCCUUCCAGCCUCCAGAGAUCGCUAACGGACUGGAAUGCUUUUCAGGUUUUAAAGUAGAUGUCUGGUCAUCUGGAGUGACGUUAUUCAACAUCACGACAGGUACAUUCCCAUUUGAAGGAGACAAUAUCUACAGAUUGUUUGAGAACAUUGGGAAGGGGGAGUUCACUAUGCCGCAGGGGGUAUCACCGCUACUGGCUGAUCUACUCAGUGGGAUGUUGAAAGCUAACCCAGAUGAGAGACUUGAUACACAAGAAGUAAAAAAUCACAAAUGGGUUCAGAAGAACUACCCAAAGGAAGGUGAAGAGGUUUCCCUUCCCCCUCUCCCUGACAGUGAUGAUCCACUCCGACGGAUGACCUCGUUACCGUACCUAGUAGAUAUGUUUGAUCCAACGGUAUCCGAAGACCCAACGAUGUCAGAGGAUGGUAGCUAUGGGGAGGGACUUGACGAUGGUCAGAGGUAUAUUGAAGACCCAGUUGAACCAGAAUUACUUCAAGAAGAAAUCACUAGAAUACCGGAGCCCGAACCAGUCGUAGAAGUGGCCGAAAAGAAGAAGAAAUCAUCACGGAAACCAAGGAAGUUGAGUACUUCAUGCAAGCAGAUGUAGACAACCAGCCAACUAGAGCUUAAAGAAACCUUCUGCCUUAUCAUCAACAGCUGAGUGGAAGGGCAUUGUUUUCCCUUUCAAAACAUCAACGCUGGAUUGAAAAUAUCACCCAGAGCAUCUACAUCAAAAUAUCGACAAAGAAUCAUACUAAAGUAGUUUUAUUCAAAGUGAUGUUUCUUUGCUUCUUGCAACUGAGCAAAAAAAGUUGCAUGCAUUAUUGAACUUGAGGCACUGGACACUAUUGGUAAUUACUCAAAAUAGUUUUUAGCACAAAAACUUUCUUGGUAAG